UGUGAGGCCCUUUCCACUCGUCGGAGCGGCAGCUGGAGGUAAGAAACCGGCACGAAGCGGGGAAGCGGUGAGAUAAAGAGCCUGACAAAAAUUCUUGGAGAAAUUACAUCCCUGUAGUUUAUGAAAUCGGCCAACUUUUAGACCAAGUUAGACAGUGAAACAACUUUUUAGACCUUCUACUAACCAAGAAAGAACCUAGCCUGCUUUUAUCGUAAUUGGAAUAUACACUUUCUUGUGCCAAAAUGGCAAGUUUUGGCAGGGGCCAGAGCAAUCAAAUGCGUACUAAGAGGAAGAGUCGUUUUCAUGAUGCAGACGCUGGAGGCCAUGCUGCAGGUCCACCUUUGAAUAUCCAAGCAGCUCUUGGGACAUUGUGCCAGAAUCCACACUUGGCAGGCUUAAUAAAUUCCGGACAGGGUCAGAGUUAUGGCCUACAUGGUACAGGACAGGGUCAGAAUUAUGGCCCACAGGGUGUGGGACCAGGCCAGAACUUUGGUUCGCAAGGUGUGGGACAGGGUCAGAAUUUUGGCCCGCAAGGUGUGGGACAAAGAGCUAAAGGUUUGAUGUCUUCAGCAGGUGGGCCCUCACGAUACAGCGAUACUGCUAGCAAUAGUUUGCCUUCCUUGUUUGGAGUUAGAAAUCAAAAUCAACAAUCUCAUGCUGUUCAGAAACAAAUUGAUGCAGACAGGGCAAGUAACAUUUUAGCUGCAUUUGGCCUUUCAUCCAGGGAUUUGGAUGAAUUGAGCCACUAUCCUGAAGAUAAACUUACACCUGAAUCCUUGCCAGAAAUUCUUAUGGAGAUUAAAAGAAGAAGGGCUAAUGAAGGAACAUCUUCAAAAUACAACAGAGGUGAUGGUUCUCUACGACAUGACCGUUCCUACAGAGCCUCUCAUGAUGACUGGGAGGAAGAAAGACAUUUUAGGAAACAUAAUUAUGGAAGUCGUGACUCCAGUCUUGACUCAGUGGUUGAAUAUAGCCACGGUCAUUCUUCUCGAGAGUCAAGUUCUAGAUAUGACCGGAAGGACUAUGAACGUGAACGAUUAAGAGGCAAUGAUGACUUUUCCAGAGAGGAAAUGCACCUCUCUGAGUCCUCGCACAAUUUCAAUAAAUUUGAUUCUGAUUAUGGAAGAGCUGCUCGUCUUCCUUCUCCUCGUACACAUGAAAGGUCUCUCUUUGAGAGAAAACGAGGAUCACCUUCAUUGAACAACAUAAAUGAUUACCAUGGUUUUUUGCCAGCAGUCUUCCCCUACUUGUGCUCGCUGUGUGAUCUAACCAUUCAUUCUGUACAGGAUUGGAAUCAGCACAACAAUAGUUCAACACACAGACGGCUUUGUGACCUACUUGUGGAAAUAUACCCAGAAUGGAACCCAGAUGCUUUCCAACCUCAAAUGGGCGAUCCACUUGUUCUACAAUCAACAAAUCUGGCUCCUGGUAUUUUGGGACCCCCACCAUCUGGAUCCUUCCUGACAUCCAACAGAGGGCUAGGAGGAAUGGAAUCACAUGGGGCAUCAAAUAGGAAAGGUCCUAUGGAUAACAAGCAAGGGAACAAUGUUCAGAGGAUAAAGAAGCCUCUCCGAAUGAAUGUAAAUGAUGAGCCUGGGCGAGUGGUUCACAUUAGCGAGUUGCAGCGAGGUAGAUGUAUGAAUCGUGACUUAAUCAAACUGGCUGAACCAUUUGGAAAGGUUACCAACUAUUUGCUAAUAAAGUCAAAGGGUGAGGGAUUUGUGGAGUUGGCCUAUCCUGAAGCAGCUCAAGCCAUGGUGAAAUUUUACCAAAUGAAACCUACUUUUGUGGAUGGCAAUGUCAUUAGAGCAGAACUGUCUCAGAAAUAUAAAAAGUUAACAAUAAAGUUGCAGAAAGGAGGAGGGGUUGCAGAGAACAGAGAGAAUGUCUGUGAUAGGAUGCAGUCCAAAGUUGUUAAGGGCAAAGAAAGUGAAGAACGCAGCCGAGUGGUCCACAUCAGUAACUUGCCUUCUGUUGGCUACUCUGACUCAGAAAUUGUGCGCCUUGGUACACCCUUUGGCAAAGUGACCAACUACCUACUGAUGAGAGUUAAAAAUCAGGUUUUCCUAGAAAUGGAAACACACCAUAUAGCGAUGACCAUGAUUGAGAAGUUUAAGAAAGUACCUCUGAUGUUCCAUGGCAGAGAACUGAAAGUAUAUUUGUCUCAAAAAUACAAGAAUCUUGUGUUAAGAAAACAAGGUAGGGGUGUUGACGAACUGCUCGGAAACAGAGAACGGGAAAACCGGAAAAGGGGUCGUUCUCACAGUCCUCCUUCUAAAAGAGCACGGUCCCCUAGCAAUAAGAGAAAGGCUCAAGAAAAACUGAAAAAUUCUAAGGGAACUGAUCAUGACAAUACACAGAUGGGCUCUCCUUUGGUUGAAGAAGGGACGGAUCAAAAACAGGUGGAAGGAGCGAAUGUUGCAAAAAUAAAAUCACCAGGUGGCCCUUCUGCAGGCACUGAGAACUGUGAGGAACCUGAUGGGUCAGCAGACUUACUGUUGACCUAUCACGAGUCAAUGAACAUUGAAUCUGAACUUAGCGGUAGAGAGGGUGAUAUGGAGGUGGAAUUGGAAGGAGAAAUGGAAGUUGGGCACUUCAAUGAAGGUGAAGCUAAUGAUGCAGAACCAAGCUCUCAGACAGCAGCACAAUUAUCUGAAAAGAGAUCAGAAGGCAUACAUUGUCCAGAAUAUACGGAGGAAUUCUUUGCCCUGGAUGAGGUGGAUGAUUCAAAUGCUGUUCUUUCGAAGAAAGUAAGAUCUGUGCAAGGAGACAAAGUAGAUGCUAACUUUGUCAAAGAUGAGCAAGAUGUCAAAAGUCAAAGUUAUGAUGCAAGAUACAGCAUGGUUGAAAACACUGAAGUUGACGCUCAAGGUGAUGAUGAACUAAAGAUGAGCAGUCCCACAAGUGCAGAACCAUCAACUGAGCAGAUCCAGGCUCUCUCUCCUCUACCAGAUGAAUACAAGCUUGGGCCAUAUAAACCCAACAAUCCUGUAGGAUUAGAUUAUGUGGUUCCAAAAACAGGCUUCUACUGCAAACUCUGCUGUCUCUUCUACACCAGCGAGGAGACAGCAAAGCAGACUCAUUGUGGCACCAUUGAACAUUAUCAGAGACUUAAGAAAGUACUGGACAAGCAAGCUGUGGAAUACUGGAAAGAAAAGCAGCAGCAAAUCAUUCCAGAGUGACUGAACAAGAACCUACCAACCAAUGAGAAGCAUAUUUCCAGUAUUACUGAAGAUAUUGAAUAUUAACUCUGAAGACAUCUUUUAGUAAUUUAAAACUGGAAACAUUUACAUGAGUCUUGUGUUCUAAUGUUCAAAAACUUAGGGCUGCAAAAAAGUUUUGAAACAUUGAUAUGUCACAACUUUUCAUGUUCAUUUUUCUUUUUAGUUUUAAAGCUUCAUUAAAUGUAUCCCCAUUUGCAGCUAUUCUGACAGCUAUGAAAUUCAGUUACCAGUGGCUCAUUCUGAUCUUUCAUUAGUAUUUUGGACAUUUCUUACUGCGAGUUCUGUUUCUCAUCAGUACCUGCAUUGUCUUCAAACUUCCACACUAAAGCAAUGAUGAUGCUUUCAAUGGUAGAAAUAUGAAGGUUCAAAAUCUUUUUGAAGAGUGGACUUAUCCACGAAAAUAGCCCAGUGCAUCAAAAACUUCUAGCAUGCAGUACUCGUUCUGCUUAAACACCUGAAAUUUGUUUGUGGAAAGAUGAAUUUUUUAAUCACUCAUCACUAGUCAUGUUUUCUCAAACUAAUUGAUAACAUUGUAACUGAUAGUGAUGGAGUAAAAGAAAUCCAUUUUAAAAAGUAAAAUGAAAAUAAAUGAACGGAUUAAAGAAAAUGAAUCUCAUCCAUCAUUGUUUACUGCUGGUUAAAAUUGAAAUUGGAGUUCUGUUAGUUAUGUUUUCAACCAUAAGUAGGGAUUUUGUAAUCUGGAUUUGUGAUACAUUGGACCAACACUGAAAUCCAUCCAUCUCAAUCCAAACUAAGUACAUUUUAUUUUAAGAGGUUUCCUUAAGUGUGUAUACAUUGGAAAAAUGCACCACAUAUUCUGUUUUCUUAAAAUAUUCAUAAAUUUAUUUAGUCUCCUAUAAAUAGGAAAUGUUGUCGCCUUUAAACAUAAGCCAUCAUAGAUACUGACUCUGAAAGAAACUGUCAGUAUCUAAGUGUACAAAGUGCAUUUGAAUUUGAUCUCACUGCCCCACUCGAGUCUUCUUUCCUACCAUAGAUUAGCAUGAAUUGUUGUGAAAAUUUAUUUCUUCCUCCCAAAAAAGUUAUUUAGUGUAAGCUAUCGACCAUUUUGCUUUUGUAAGCAUGUUGAAGAACAACAUUCAACUCUGUGAUGUUAGAUAAAUACAGUUACAAAUCAAACUCAAUCUGCAAUGAGUGUUUUCCAAAUAUCACUUGUAUGGAUUUUCUUUAUACUGGAAAACAUACAACUCUUACUGAGUACUGUCACAUGCAGUUUCAUUAGGACCAAGUGAUCAGUUAACGUGAUGGUUAGAUGUUACAGAAAUAACCAUAAUUGUAGAGGUUUUAAUUGGUGGAAUAGUUUUCUUUUUAAGAAUACUGUUGUUGUAUUGAUUUUAACUUGUAUGUGAGGCGUUGCAAUUUCUGUGAACUUGUCAAGUCCUAAAAUGACAUAUGGGAAGGCUCAGUGAAUCUGGAUGAACCAACAAACUAAUUCUCAAUACAAGAAUAAAAAGAUGUGUGCUUUGAAAGUCCCCAAUACUGUUGUUUACAUUUCUAGACUGAUGUAGACUUGGGAUACUGUUCACAACCCCUUAUAUGGUCAAUCCAUUUGGCUUCCCAAGAUCUUAUACUUUAGUUAUGUAUAUUGAAGUGAAAUAUUUCAAGAGUGCAUGGUGAAAUCGGGACUUCCAUAUAACAUAUCUGCCUUAGGGAAUUUAGAUAUUGGGAUCAUACCUGCAUGAAAACCCACAAGAUCUGGAAUGGAAUGGUGGGGUUACUUUGCUAAGUUUAUUCCCACUGUUGUCUGUGCUCCAUCCAUUUUGAGUAUAAGCUUUCAAAAUGGAUAAUGAAGAGGCACGAAUUGCAAUGGUUGCUUCAGAUCUCGCAUAUUAUGCAAAGUCAUAUAUAAUGCAACCGAAGUUUAGAUAUUUGUGUUAAUUAUGCAUCAGUGGUGUCAUGCAUGGCCUCAAAGUUCAUUAUGUAAAUUCUUGCACAUAUUUUAAGGCUAUUUGAGAUAUUUUUGGCAUUAAUAAGGAAAUAUUCCACGAAAACCCAAACAGCUCAAAAUAAGUUUCACAGCAUUGGACUAUUUUUAAAAAAAACUCAAACAUUUGAUUUUUCUUUUAUUAAUUGUACAUUUUCUAAAUAUCAUAUGGAGUAUUUAGGAAGUGCAGUAUAAAAUUAAAGCACAGAUAUUUUACAAUCUAGGUGGAACAUAUAACAGUGGCAAAAUGAACAUUUCAAAGAACUGCUCCAAAAGCUAUGGAUUAUUGUGUUUUGUAGCUGGUAUGGUGUCAAAGAUAAGGUGAGAGGUUUCUGUCUCACUGUCCUGAAUUUAUAUAAAGUGACUUGUUAUUUUCAGUUUGUCUCCGAGUUAAACCAGGUCUUUGUCUUCAUCUGCACUUGAACUCAAAUUCUUGCUUUUGCGUUUCUUAAAGCAAGCAUGCUUCUAGAACUAAGUGUGUACUUAGUAGACUUCUGAGAUGGUGUUGGUAUUUAAAGUAUUCAGACGUAUUAAAUCAUUGCCAAUUACAACUGUGAUGUAUUCUUGUUUAAAUUUGUGGUCUUUAGUACAGAUAUUGUUUUGUAUUCAAACUGUUUAAACAUAGUUCCUUGAUUUUGAUCUAUAACGAACCAAAUACAAUACAAAGAAGCCUUGGUAGAUCACUUGCCUUCCAAACAAGGGUUCAGAAUUAACAUGCAGGAAUACCAUGCCUAUCACUAGAAUCGGAUUGACUUAGAGGGAAUGUUCCCAGUUCUUGCACAGCAUUUGGUAGCAUAAAAUUUCAGCUUGGGAAUGACUGAUACUCAUCUAGCUUAAAUGGACUUUCCAAGUAGAGAAUAGCUGAAGUAGAUGCUGCAAUAAGCAGAAAUCCUUCCUUGGACAGCAAGUUACCCAUUGAAAAAUGGGUAGUGAAAGAAGUGGACCGGCUUCCUUUGAUUUCACAUUUGAUUGUAGUGUUGUUUAAAAUUGUUUGCUUUUAAACCAUUUCUUCAACCUUGAUGUGUCUAGGAUCAGUUGGAAAACAUGCUUUAAAUGAUAAAAUGUGAAAUUGUUGGUUUAUUUUGUUUGUUUAAAAUUGUGCUGUUGAGAAGGUUGGCUGGAAUGGAGAGCCUGUUAUACCUGAACACUACACAAUAAAAACUUUUAUAUUGUUAUUGGUGAAA
This is a messenger RNA of Pristis pectinata (smalltooth sawfish), 6350 nucleotides long. Its product is annotated as matrin-3-like. NCBI's taxonomy places the organism in Eukaryota, Metazoa, Chordata, Chondrichthyes, Rhinopristiformes, Pristidae. The transcript has 16 exons. Gene Ontology annotation, molecular function: zinc ion binding; RNA binding. Gene Ontology annotation, cellular component: nucleus. Bases 243 to 3182 code for a protein of 979 amino acids. The record is from RefSeq and is a predicted model, not a curated record.